This is a messenger RNA of Myotis brandtii (Brandt's bat), 3363 nucleotides long. It is a transcript of the gene SYBU, whose product is annotated as syntabulin (syntaxin-interacting). The record is from RefSeq and is a predicted model, not a curated record. Gene Ontology annotation, cellular component: vesicle; cytoplasmic microtubule. The transcript is spliced from 8 exons. NCBI's taxonomy places the organism in Eukaryota, Metazoa, Chordata, Mammalia, Chiroptera, Vespertilionidae. Gene Ontology annotation, biological process: axonal transport of mitochondrion; synapse maturation. The coding region runs from base 999 to 2627 and encodes 542 amino acids.
GUGGUGGUGACUCCCGAAAGCGCUGGGCUUCGGCGUCUGCUUCUAGGUGAUGUGCUGUGUUGUUCAAGCAUCUAUAGUUACCUCUUUGGGCCUCAGUUUUCUCAUCUGUAAAUAGGGAUAUAAAUUAGUGUUCUCUGUGUGGCUGGAUGAUAAGGGACAAAUGGAAUCAUGGUUGGGAAAGCACCUUAAAAUUGGAAAGACAUUGCCAAGAUACUACUUCUUAUGCAAUUAAAAAAAAAAAAAACCAAGACAUGGCCUUCUGUAUUUAAUGCUGUGUUUUUAAGGAGACAGAAAAAUCUCUUCCUGUGGGUAUCCCGUAGGAAAACAAAAGCUGACCAUGGUGUAAAAGGUGGAGCCAUCUUACAGAGUAUUGGAUUUUUGUUUGCUUGUCUGUUGGCAACCAGCCUUGUGUACCAGGAUAUUAAUGAAUAAUUAAGAGCCUGGCUGGAAGAGGAGGGAUUGGAAGAUAAGGCUGCAUGAUCUACCAGGAGGGGAUUGUUCCAGGUAUAAGGGUCUAUGUGAGGAGGUAGGAUGACAGAAGUCACAUUGUCACUGCUGAUUCAGGGACAGCAAAAUGGAAGUCUAGAGUAAAUCAAGUCGUGUGCUGAGAGUAAUAAAAAGCCUUUGAGACAGUCACAAGCUUGAAUGGGACAGAAAAAGCCAGUGGGAAGGAGCAGAGAGUGCAUCAUGAGAAGGAGCUUUCCCGAAGCCGAAUUCCCCGUCUGAUUCUUCGGCCCCAUCUGCCCCAGCAGCAGCACAAAGUGUCCCCAGCCUCGGAGUCUCCCUUCUCUGAGGAAGAGAGCAGAGAGUUCAACCACAGCAGCUCCGGGCGCUCAGGGAGGACCAUUAGCAGCAACAGCUUCUGUUCAGAUGACACUGGCUGUCCUAGUAGCCAGUCCGUGUCUCCUGUGAAGACGCCCUCGGAUGCUGGAAACAGUCCUGUUGGCUUUCGCCCUGGAAGUGAUGAAGACUUUACCAGGAAGAAAUGCACAGUUGGAAUGGUUGGCGAGGGAAGCAUCCAGUCAGCUCGAUAUAAGAAGGAACCCAAGUCAGGCCUUGUAAAGCCAGGUAGUGAAGCCGAUUUUAGCUCCUCGAGCAGCACGGGCAGCAUUUCCGCUCCUGAGGUCCACAUGUCUGCCGCGGGAAGCAAGCGCUCCUCUUUCUCACGCAACCGAGGUCCCCACGGGCGGAGUAAUGGAGCUUCAUCACACAAGUCUGGCAACAGCCCACCGUCCCCACGCGAGAAGGACCUUCUGUCCAUGCUGUGCAGGAAUCAGCUGAGCCCUGUCAACAUCCAUCCCAGCUAUGCGCCUUCUUCCCCAAGUAGUAGCAACUCUGGCUCCUACAAAGGAAGUGACUGUAGCCCAAUCAUGAGGCGGUCUGGAAGGUACAUGUCCUGCGGUGAGAAUCAUGGGGUGAAGCCCCCAAAUCCAGAGCAGUAUUUGACUCCUCUGCAGCAGAAAGAGGUGACAGUGAGACACCUGAAGACCAAGCUGAAGGAAUCUGAGCGCCGACUCCACGAGAGGGAAACAGAAAUUGUGGAGCUGAAGUCCCAGCUGGCCCGGAUGAGGGAAGACUGGAUUGAAGAAGAGUGCCACCGGGUGGAGGCCCAGUUGGCCCUCAAGGAGGCCAGGAAAGAGAUCAAACAGCUCAAACAGGUCAUCGAGACCAUGAGGAGCAGCCUGGCCGAUAAAGACAAAGGCAUUCAGAAAUACUUCGUGGACAUCAACAUUCAGAACAGGAAGCUGGAGUCCCUCCUGCAGAGCAUGGAGCUGGCGCACAGUGGCUCCCUGAGGGAUGAGCUGUGCCUGGACUUCUGCGAUUCCCCGGAGAAAAGCUUCCCCCGAGACACCCCUGUUGGCCAGACGGCAGAUGGGCUGUCCGUGGAAGAGCAGGUCACAGAGGAAGGGGCGGACAGUGAGCUGCUGGUGGGAGACAGCAUGGUGGAUGGCUCAGAUUUGUUGGAUGAGCUGGCGACGGCCACCGCCACCCAGGCUGGCGACCUGGAGCUGCUGCAUUGCACCCCUGGGGCAAAGGUCCUGGCGAUCAUCCCCACGGAGGUGGGUCCGGAGGUGGGCCGCGUGGUGGUGGAGCGGGCCGUGCAGACCGACGUGGUGCCCUACAGCCCCGCGGUCUCCGAGCUCAUUCAGUACGUGCUCCAGCUCCAGGACCCCUGUGCCUGGGGCUCAGCAUCGCCUUCUGAGUCUGCAGCUGAUUCCACAGAAAGCUUCGCGGAGUCCAUCUCCGCGUUGAUGGUUGAUUUAACUCCAAAGAAUCCAAACUCAGCCAUCCUUUUGUCUCCCGUGGAGACCCCAGACGCCACGGUGGGGGCGCAAGCUCCUGCAGAUCGCCUCAUGAGAGAGCUGGAUUUUGCAGGUUGCACAGAAGAAAGGCUGGACGGCAUCAUCCCGUGGGCCCCGGGGGCCGUGGGGAGGCAGUACUGGAGCCGCAGUUUCCUGGUGGAUCUCCUGGCCGUGGCUGCCCCCGUGGUGCCCACCGUGCUGUGGGUGUUCAGUACUCAGAGGGGGGGCACGGAUCCCGUGUACAACAUCGGGGCCUUGCUCCGGGGCUGCUGCGUGGUUGCCCUGCACUCGCUCCGCCGCACCGCCUUCCACGUCCAGACCUAGAGAGCAGUGGUGGUUCCGUGUGCCAGUGGGUCCCAGGAGGUGUGGUGCCAGGUGGAGAAGCAGCAGGUCGACCCAGGGUGGUCUCUGUUCUGUCGUGUUGCUCCUCGGUAUCUGAUUUGCACUAUGUUUAGUGGGAGCCUGUUCCCUGUGGAGGCCCGGAGGUAUCUUCAAAGGCAUGGAGACCUGGUUCAAGUCAAAAGCCCCACCCGUGUGGUGUCGAAAGCAUGCUCGUGACCCUGCGUGUCGUCAGAGGUGCCCGUUCUUACCCUGGUGGUUCAGGAAGAGAAAAUGCAAAGUUUGCACUUUCAAGACAGCUUCUGUCCUGCCGGCAUGCGAUCUCCUUGCUUUGCUUCGUGCUGUUUUCCAAUGUGUGAUUGUUCCAGCAUUCCUGAUGGUCUUGUGCAUAGCAGGGGACUGUAACCAAAAAUGAACAUGUAUUUGCGCCCUUGGUUUGAAGAAGUCUUGACUAAUCCUUUAGUGUCUUCAUUGGGGUUGAUAAGGUUUGAGUGUUUGCCGUUUUCUACUAAAUGUAGCUCCAAAGUCUAAAAAUGGCUUGUUUGUUCUUAAAUCUGUUAAUUGAUGAAACUGUCUGUAAGUUUACAGUGUAUUAACUUAUUUUUUGCUUCUUAUAUAUAGUGUUUUAUUGGAAAUGGUUUGUAACCAGACACUUUGGCAUGAUGAAAAUAAAGAUUAGUGUUUCCAGUUAAAUAAAUGUUUUAUCCUCCUAUAAAAUGAU